This is a messenger RNA of Mycotypha africana, 2648 nucleotides long. RefSeq lists its product as uncharacterized. Bases 62 to 2548 code for a protein of 828 amino acids. The record is from RefSeq and is a predicted model, not a curated record. Lineage: Eukaryota; Fungi; Mucoromycota; Mucoromycetes; Mucorales; Mycotyphaceae. Gene Ontology annotation, cellular component: SBF transcription complex; MBF transcription complex. The transcript is spliced from 4 exons. Gene Ontology annotation, molecular function: protein binding; DNA binding; transcription regulator activity.
UUUUUUUUUUUUUCUGUGUUUUGAAUUCUUACUCAUUUCUUCUGAAUUACAGUAAAAUAUAAUGGUCGAAGUAGGCGAAAUAUAUUCUGCAAUCUAUUCAGGCAUCCCAGUCUUUGAAAUGGUGGUCAAUGGAGUGGCCGUCAUGAGAAGGCGAAAUGACUCCUAUAUGAAUGCAACUCAAAUACUAAAAGUAGCCAACAUCGAAAAGGGAAAACGAACAAAAAUUUUAGAGAAAGAAGUGUUGACUGGUACACAUGAAAAAGUGCAAGGAGGAUACGGAAAAUAUCAAGGAACAUGGAUCCCUUAUGAAAGAAGUGUCGAAUUGGCAGAGAAAUAUGGUGUUCGAGAUGCGCUGGCUCCUCUGCUCUUUUUUGAAAUAGAUGACAUCAACACACCGCAACGUGAACGUGUGGAAGGCUUGUUAACUAAAGAACAGACAAAACUAGCAAAGAAAAAGUUAUCAGCCAUUACUGGAAAUGCCGCCAGUGUUAAUAGAAAUAGAAGUAACAAUAGUUCUACCAGUGGUAAUGCAGCUUCAGCGGCAGCUAUUACACCUCACUCACCUAUUCCACAAACGUACAAUCCUUCAGAUAAUCCGUCUUCUCUUCAUACAACACAUGACAAUCACAGAUCCAUAACCUCACCAGCGCGAAAGAAAUUUAAACCUGCCACUCCUGUUUAUGAUGGUCAGACUAUAAUAGCUUCAAAUUCAUAUCAACGUCAACCUUCCCCUCUAUCGUCAGGUCAUAGUAUGGGUAAUUAUUCUUACCAGCAACAAUCACAACACAUGACCAAAAAUACAACGACGGCAAUGUCAGAUGACGAUAAUAGCAGCAACACUCAUCGUAGCUUAUUGAUGUCCAUAUUCUUAUCAGAUAAACCUGAUUCUAUUUUGCCUUACUUGAACGGUCAGCAUCAAAAGCAGCUACAACAGCAACAAAACAAAGAUCAGCCUUUUAACAUUGAUAUGGUGAUUGAUGACCAAGGAAAUACCGCUCUUCAUUGGGCCACUUCUCUGGCCCGUUCUGAAACCGUAAAGCUCUUGGUUGGUCUAGGCGCUAACAUCGCUUGCACGAACUACGUCGGUGAGACUCCGUUGAUGCGUGGUGUAAUGGUCGUCAACAAUUUCGAUCAUCAUUGCUUUGAUGAGAUUUUUGAUUUACUGAAGGAGUCCUUAACAGUGACGGACAAUAAGAAAAGGACAGCGUUACAUCAUGCGGCCAUGACAGCUGGCAUUCAAGGUAGAAUGCAUGCUUCUGUUUAUUAUAUGAAAUUAAUGUUGGAUUAUAUCGUUAGUAAGAUAAAGCCAACAGUAAAUAUGGAUCAAGCGUCCGCUGAAACAGCAACAGUAGAUGAAGAUUUCAGGAAUAUUUUAGAUGCGCAGGAUGCUUUAGGUGAUACAGCAUACAUGGUUGCAGCAAAACUAGGGUGUAAGCCUUUAAUGGAAAUGUUGGAAGAUGCAGGUGCAACGAGCACUACAACGAACUUGAGCGAGCUCAGUGUUGCGGAUCAUAACGAUUUGAGAAAUGCCGAAAUUGGAGAGACUGCUAAAUCUACAUCUGACACUCCAAUCCAGCAGCAGCAUCAUCAACAGAGCAAUCUAUCCGACUUUACUAGAAGGUCCUAUGCGCCAAGCCAAAGAGGCAAGGAGAUUAUGGCAACCGUGCAGAAGAUUGUAGAUGCACUGGAUGAUGAAUAUGGUAAUCAAUUAGCGGUAAAAGAACAAGAACUUCAACGUAUAUUGAAAGAUUUGGAGGAAGUGACCAGUGAAUUAGAUACUACGCGAAAAGGGUUAGAAGAACGUCAACAGCAGUCCCAACAGCUAGCGGAAUCCCAGCAAAAGGCGCGUCAUAUAGAAACAAUUAUACAGAACCAAUAUAAAGAGUUAGAGUGGCUGAUGUAUCAUUACGGUGGAACUGCGGAAAAUAGAGACGACGAAGAGAAAGCAGAUAUAAAGAAAGAACCCCAAAAUCAAUCUCAAAGAAUCUUACCUACUCUGGAAGAGAUUGAGUCAUCCAUAAAUUUGAACAAAGAUAUAGAUAAGCUCAUCCUUGGUGAUGACAUUGAUAAUCCGGCAGACCAAAUAACCGUUGAAGAGUAUAUAAAAAAACUAAGGGCUACUAUCACAGCAUACAAAAAGAAUGAUGAAGCGUUACAGCAUGAAAUCCAAAAUUUGCAACAUGAAUAUAUGGAAAGAGAACUACAAUGCAAACGACUGAUUGCAGCUUGCUGUAACUUACCACUUGAAAAGAUAGACGACUUAGUAGAGCCUUUAACAUUAGCUAUCGAAAGUGAUCCACCUGAUUUGGAUUUGGCUCGUGUAAUAGGUUUCAUGGAAAAGAUCAGAAGGCAAGGAGCAUUUGGUGACCCACCAGUUGCUACAAUGACAGUGCCUUCGUCUUCUGCAACAUCUUCUAGUAUGGCUACCGAAAACUACACCCAACCACCACAGCAACAACCUUCACAAUCUUAUGCAACCCAUUUAUCUACUCCGAAUAAUCUCAGUACACAUGCUGAUACAACAACGACGGAGACACCCUCGUCUUAAACUUAAAUCUUCCGCUUUAUCAACAAUUUCUUCCUUUUUGAUAAUCUCUUUGUAUAUACAUAAUAUCUGAAUAAAAAUUGAUUGCAAAAAAUUUACUCAA